Spinacia oleracea (spinach) is the source of this 2531-nucleotide messenger RNA. RefSeq names its product trihelix transcription factor GTL2. The transcript has 2 exons. The record is from RefSeq and is a predicted model, not a curated record. NCBI's taxonomy places the organism in Eukaryota, Viridiplantae, Streptophyta, Magnoliopsida, Caryophyllales, Amaranthaceae. Bases 137 to 2353 code for a protein of 738 amino acids.
UUUUAUAAGAGCAAAUUAAAGGUGGGGUUUCAUUUGGGUAUUUUGUUUUAAGCCAUACUUUAUUUUGAGAAAAAUAAAUAUUAGAGAGAGAAAAUUAAAAGAAGUGGUAAAGUUGAUUUUUUAGAAUGCACAAAAGAUGUUUGAUGGAAUGCCUGAACAGUUCUACCAAUUCUUAGCAGCAGCAGCCACAACAUCAAGAGCAACACCGCCCACUAAAAUUAUUUCCAACACUACUGCUUCUCUUUCGCUUCCACUCUCAUUCUCUCUCCACCACCACCAGAACCAUGCCGUCGCUGCGGCUGCUUUUCCUACUUAUUCACCACAACCACAACCACCACCACCACCACCUCCACAACUAUCUUUUGAUGCUCCUUACCACCCCCUUCUUCACCACCAUCAUCAUCCUCACUCCCAAUUUGUCACUAGAAACAAUGAAGUUGUCAAAGUCGUUGAAAAUACAACCCUUACCCAUUCUCCUUUAUCUACUCAGCUCCCAACUAGCUUACAAGACAGCGGCGAAUCCCAAAGAUCAUCGUCAGUAAUGAUGUUGCCCGAAAUUCCAUGGUCUAAUGAUGAGAUGCUUGCCCUAUUCAGAAUCAGAUCUAGUAUGGAUAAUACUUGGUUCCCUGACUUCAUCUGGGAAAAUGUAUCAAGAAAGCUAUCAGAGAUUGGAUUCAAAAGGAGUGCUGAAAAAUGCAAGGAGAAAUUUGAAGAGGAAACUAGAAGCUUCAAUAGCAGUAUUAUCAGUACUAAUAAUAACUGCAGCAACAAGAAUACUACUCCAAGUAAUAACAACAAUUACAGGCUGUUUGGUGAACUUGAACAGCUUUGCAACAAUAAUAACAAUAUUAAUAAUAUAAAUGAUGAUGAUAACGUUGAUCAUGGCGGCGGCGGAGGCGGAGGCGGAGGCGAUGAUCAUUGUCCUCAGACUUCAUUGUCCCAAGGGACCUUAUGUCCCGAUGAAGAUGAUAAUGAGGGUGAAAACGAGGAUUGGAAUGAAGGUGAAGAAGAUAUGAUACAAGGUGAUAGAGUAGGGAAUGAUGAAGUGGGUGAAGAUUAUACAAGAAAUGACAAGGACGACUACAAGGAUAAUGUGGAAGGAGAUGAGCAGUCAGUGGACGACAGCGAGAAGACGGAGGAAAAUACAAAGAGGGUAAUGAGGAAGAGAAAAAGACAGAAGAAAUUUGAAAUGUUUAAAGGGUUUUGUGAGAAGAUUGUAAGUAAGAUGAUGACUCAACAAGAAGAGCUACACUUGAAGAUACUUGAAGAUAUGGUUAAGAGAGAUGAGGAAAAGGUUGCAAAGGAAGAGGCAUGGAAGAAGCAAGAGUUUGUGAGGUUAGAAAAGGAGUUAGAGGAUAGGGCACACGAGCAGGCAGUUUCCGGUGACCGCCAAGCUAAGAUCCUUGAUUUCCUUAACAAGGUUGGUACAUCGUCAAAUAUUUUGGACAGCAAGUCUAUCAAAGAAGUAUUCGAGAAACUUAAUAAGGUACCCAACAUUACUUUGUCUAAUUCCUCAGUUUUGACUCAAGACUCUAUUAUUAGUGCACAACUUCAACCCACUUCAUCUUGUACAACCCAUCAUGAUCAUAAUCAUACUCAUUUGGUCACAAACAUCCCUAGCUCCUCAUCAACUGAGAAUAUAGCUUUGUUAAGUUGUAUUAAAUUCGACAACUCGAAAUUGCCAAUGUCGUCCUCCUCUUUGGAUCAACCCUCUCAAAACCCUAUUUGUCGUCCUAGUAACAACGAGUUAUCUCAUAAGUUCCCCAGGCCGGAUCAUACCAACACUGAUGCAACGGAACAUGUCACAAAGUUAAAGUCCCUAGAGAAUGAGAGUGGUAAAGAUGAUACCGGUAGAAGAUGGCCGAGAGAUGAAGUUCUAGCAUUAAUCAACAUCAGGUGUAGCCUUUUUAACAACAAUGGCGGUGAUACUAUGACUCACCAUGACCGCGAAAACAACGCUAAAGGUCCUCUAUGGGAGAGGAUCUCGCAAAAGAUGGUGGAAUUAGGGUACAAAAGGAGUGCAAAGAGGUGCAAAGAAAAGUGGGAGAACAUAAACAAGUACUUUAGGAAAACAAAGGACUUGAACAAGAAAAGGUCCAUAGACUCUAGAACUUGUCCUUACUACCACCAGUUAAACCACUUAUACAACCAAGGAACACUAAUGGGUCCUAGCGAUCAACCAAUGAACAACCCCGGAUCACCGGAAAAUGGGACCAUAACACUCUCAGGCCAGUCUCAAGGUAAUGGACUGACUACUCCUGCAAAUAAUGGUGCAACAACUAAUAAAAUGCAUGCUCCUCAAGGUAAUGAGGCCAAUGUGGUCCAAGUACCAGGGUUUGAUUUUGAAUUUUGAGUUUUGAAUAGCAGUUUAAAUUUGUAUGCUUGUGCUGCUAUAAAAUUUUGUACCUUUUGUUCUAUGCUCAACAUUAACUAGCUAUAUACUUAUACAUAUAGCUAGCUAGCUAGCUAAUAUAUGCUAUUAGUAAAUUUUAAUUAUAUUUGGUACUAGUACCACUUUUGUUCUUCUCCUA